UCAUGUUACUUAUAUUAUUUUCCAUAUUUUUACAGAUUUCUCAAUGCUACGCCCUGGCCAACUACACAUUCAACAAAGACAUAAUUCCUCACGAUAUGAAGGAAUUUCAACAACAAACAAGGGACUAUAUGUACACGAACCCUCUCACUAAAGGAGAAUUAGACAGAAUGAUAGAAAACACAGAAAGCGUGAUACCCGACUUUGACCUUGACUCCAUCAAGGAUAGCUCUAAACGGUUCGAAAAACUAAAAGCCACUUACGAUGAAAUGAAAAAGACGAAAAGUUUUAAGUUCGAAACGACGUCAGAAGAAAAUAUAUUGAGGCAGAAAAAGAAAACAACAAAAAAUAAAGAAAAGGAAAUUAAGAAAAGCGCUAUGCAACGAGCCAUUGAUUUGAUGACACAAUUUGUUUACGCGGCGAGGUACAAAUUAACAUUAGGCCAAAUGUUGAGAACGGAAUAUAAAUCAAAACUUGAGUAUAAAAUCGGUUAUUGCUUCGCUCUUAUGAGGGACAUACGGCAACAGCAACUAUUGUUAUAUUCCGCCAUGCACUUUAACUACGUUCAGUACGUCGAUUAUAAAUAUGUAGGCGUUAAAGGGACAUCCUACCACGAUCUACAGUCAUAUUUCCAAAUGUACGAGAAGAUUGCAAAACUCGACGUGGACAUGAAAGACGUCGUGGCUUUGGCGCAGAAGUUAAUGAACAUAAGGAAAAUGAAUCCUAGCUCAAGGCCAACCACUGAUAUUUCAUAAGUCAUAUUGGUUCUCUCUUUCUUUAUUUUCGGUUUCUAGGUCAGGAUUUUUUACAAUAUGUAUAUCAAAAUAAAAUAUAAAAACACUUAUAAAACAAUAAAA
Molecule: messenger RNA, 854 nt
Organism: Leguminivora glycinivorella
Lineage: Eukaryota; Metazoa; Arthropoda; Insecta; Lepidoptera; Tortricidae
Exons: 5
Coding region: 3-752 (249 amino acids)
Source: RefSeq, a predicted model, not a curated record